Arachis ipaensis is the source of this 737-nucleotide messenger RNA. Lineage: Eukaryota; Viridiplantae; Streptophyta; Magnoliopsida; Fabales; Fabaceae. The record is from RefSeq and is a predicted model, not a curated record.
AUGUCAUGCACGUCCACCACCUGGACAACACCUUAUGAAUUACAAGAAAGGGAGAGAUCAUCAAAUCUUAAAUCUUUGAGUUUUCUUUCAGGGUUAACUAAGAAGCUGUUAGUGGUUGAAGCAAGAGCAAAUGCUAGAACAGAAAGUCCAAAAAUUCGAAAUAGAAGGAUUCAGAAAAAGUUCAAUGGAACUGCUAGAAAUCCAAGGCUUUCAGUAUUUUGCUCAGAUAAGCAAUUGUAUGCAAUGCUUGUAGAUGACAAGAAUAAGAAGUGUUUGUUCUAUGCAAGCACACUGCAGAAAUCGAUCCCAAAUCCCCCAUGCAGCACUUCUGAAGCUGCUAAACGUGUUGGGGAGGCACUUGUCAAAGCCUGUACAGAACUCAACAUAAAUGAAAUAUCGUCCUAUGAUCGCAAUGGACUUUACCGUGGACAAAGGUUAGAAGCCUUUGAGAUUGCCAUUUCCAGUUAUGGAUUCUUGCCGGGAUAGGUCUGCGUCUGAAAGCUUGAGCUCUUUUGUCAAAUAUACAAUCCACUGGAGUCAAUGCUUUUCUGUGUAGUCAUUAUAACUUUUUCAUAUACAAUGCAUAUCUAUCUCCUUUCUAUUAAGGGCAAGCUAACUACUUUCCAAGAAUCUGUUAUAAUUGACUAACAGAUUUAAUAGCCUUUUUCAUUACUUGUUGCAGCACUCUUGCUAUUAUCUCCAAUAAUCUUAGGUUCCCAAGCUGAUAUUUUUGACCA